GCAGAGUCACAUGCAGUUGUUACGCCAAAUCACAGAGCACAUUGUAUUAGGUCAGGGGUCCUCAAACCUUUUAAACAGGGGACCAGUUCACUGUCCCUCAGACCAUUGGAGGGCUGGACUAUAGUUUUAAAAAAAAAAACUAUGAACAAAUGCGGACACAGUACAGGAGAUGACCAGAGACUGCGGACACAGUACAGGAGAUGACCAGAGACUGCGAACAUAGUACAUGAGAUGACCAGAGACUGCGAACAGGAGAUGACCAGAGACUGCGGACACAGUACAGG
Messenger RNA from Staurois parvus, 284 nucleotides. Lineage: Eukaryota; Metazoa; Chordata; Amphibia; Anura; Ranidae. The record is from the annotation of a GenBank genome assembly.